This is a messenger RNA of Acanthosepion pharaonis, 768 nucleotides long. Lineage: Eukaryota; Metazoa; Mollusca; Cephalopoda; Sepiida; Sepiidae. The record is from the annotation of a GenBank genome assembly.
AUGAAUUUCCAAGUCUUCACGAGAAUCGGAUACAAUGUUUCGCCCCACAAAACACGGAAACUAACCUUCCGUUUCUUUCCUUCUUUCUUUCCUUCACUUAAUUUCAUCCACUCUUUCUUUUUGUUUUCUUUUUGUUCCGACAUGUUUUUUUUUUCUUGUUUUCCAUUCUCUUUUUCUUCCUUUCCUUCAAUUCGAUUUCUCUACCCUUUCUUCUUUUUUCGCCUUUCUUUUUCUUUUCUAUACUCUUUUUCUCCUCUCUUUCUUUUUUCCACUGUUUUUCUGAAGUCUUCCUUUUUUCAAAUACCCCCUCUUUAUUCUUUAUCUUUUUUUCCACCAUUUUUCUUUUUCUCAAUUUUUUCUUUUCUUUUUCUCAACUCUUGCGUUUUCCUUCCUUUCACUUUUCUUUCUAGUUUUCUUUUCUUCCACUCUUCCUUUUUCUUUCAUUCAUUAUUUUCUUUUUUUCCACUUUCUCUUUUAACUCUUUCUUUCCCUAUUCUUCUCACUUUCUUUUCUUCUUCUUCUCUACUCUUUGUUUUUUUCCUUUACUUCACUUUUUCGCCGUUCCAUAUAGUUUUCUUUUCUUCACUCCUUUCCUUUGUUUUCCACUUCUUUUCUCCACUAUUUCUUUUCGCCUUUAAUUUCCAAUCUUUUCUCUCUACCUUCCUUUCUCUUAUUCUUACUUUUCUUCUUCUUUCAUCCCUAUCUUGCUUUCGUAUCUUCUACUCUACCUUUCUUUUAUUUUCUCUCUCUCUCUCUUUAUUUUCUUGA